AAUGGCCAGUCCAUUUGCAGACACCGGAGAGAGAGCACGUACGCCUCUCUGCUCCGGCAUUGGCAACUUUGUUUCAAACUACCUUGUGGACUUGGUGUCUAUCGGUUAUUGCAAGUGCUUUUGUGCCGUUUCAGGAGUUUUAUCAGUGAAAUUGUGGCGGUGAUAACAAGGCGCACCAUUCGAGGAAUAAGUACGCUGGUGCUGCUUUAAAAAUUAUAUGUUAUAUUUAUUUUUAUUUUGUUUUCGCAUUUUUUGAAACCUUCCCUUCGUCCUGGGACUUAGAAUCUAAACGGGACUCGUCUCUCGCAAGAAGAUUUGUGUUUUAUUUAAUCAAGCACCAGAAAGCCUAUCGUCGAGUCACUGGUGAACCUCUUAUGUUUUGGUUUAAGAUGCCGUCUCCUCUGUAUUUCUUUAAGGAUUAUAAUUUCUGAGGUUAUUGAAGAGGCGAAGGAAACGCAAUAAUUUUGGGUCUACUUGAAAGGUACGACUGAUGACAGUGUGAGAUUUGUCUUUUCGACCCUAGUGUAGAGAACCGUUAGAGGCUGGAUUUCGUUGGCAUGGAUCAUACCGAGGUGUCUGGAGGAUGAGGAUGGCGGCCGUAGAAGUGGGUAAGACGGCGGGGAUCCAUGAGUGCGGCGGCUGCGGUAAGAGAAUCAACGACCGGUACCUCCUGAAGGCAGUAGACCUCUACUGGCACGAGGACUGCCUCAAGUGCGGCUGCUGCGACUGCCGCCUCGGCGAAGUGGGUUCCACGCUCUACAAAAAAGCUAAUUUACUUCUUUGCAAACGAGACUAUCUCAGACUAUUUGGAACGACGGGGCACUGCGCGGCAUGUAACAAGGUCAUACCUGCCUUCGAAAUGGUCAUGCGAGCAAAAACCAACGUCUACCACCUUGAAUGUUUCGCCUGUCAACAGUGCAAUCACAGAUUCUGCGUCGGCGACCGAUUUUAUUUGUGCGACAACAAGAUUCUGUGCGAAUACGACUAUGAGGAGCGAAUGGUGUUCGCCAACAUGUCCUAUUCGUCCGAUUCCCUGGCACACAUCAAGCGACAAGUUAGUGACCUCCAGCAGCCCCCUGAGGAAUCUGGCAUGGCUCAACGUGGCGCCCCAGCACUCGGCCCCAACACCCUCCCUCAAAACCAGCAACAACAGCACCAGCACCAGCAGCAGCAGCACCAACAGCAGCAGCAGCAACAACCGCCACCACAGCAACAGCAGCAGCAGUUGAACAUGAACGGAAUGAGCCUGAGCGGUGGCAUGGUCUCCGGACCCGGCACCUCCGGGGUUCUCCUGCCGGGGGAUCGCGGAGGAGGAGGUCUCGGGGAUCACCUGGGAAACGACGGGGCCCUGAAGGCUCCCCCAGCUGCAGCUCCUCCACAACCCAACAGCUCCAACCACCAGGCAGCAGUCGCUGACGACGCCUCCAGUGGUUACGGCAGUCCCGACUCACUCACCAUGGAGGACCGAUGAGACGCGGCCGGGAGGGGGCGAAAGAGACGGCGAACUUGACCACCAAAGACUUAUGCCGCUGCAGCCGCUUCUUUAUCGCCGCGAAUGCCGACGCCACAACAACGACCAUCGCAGUUAUCAUCGUCAUUACCAUUAUCACAAUUACCGCAAACACCGCAGUGGCCACUACAAUACCCGCCGCCACAAGCAUCGGCGGUAGCGGCGGCAGCGGCGGCGGCGGCGGCGGUGGCAGCAGUGCCGCCGAUUCAACAGCUGUCGCAACUACAGCCGCCGCUGGUUCAUCCCCAACAUCAACAGCAGCCAUCACCUGGAAGGUUUAUGCCGAUGCACCCACUCAUGGGACCGUCUCAACUGCGGCAUCACAAUCACCACGGUAUUUAAUAACAUCUUACCGGACCAGUGGAUAGCCUGCCCCUAAUGACACCACCCAGAGGGCUUUUCUACCCAAAGGGCCCUUGAGGGGUGCGACCCUCCGUCAUAACUUGGUGAUCGACCGCAAGUGGCGCAUCUGGUUUCAAGUGAGACGCAAGAAAAGUGAUCAAUGGUUAACUUGAGCGGCCGUUAACGACUACCUUAGCCACCGCGAUCGGAAAUCCACAUCAGUAUAUUGCGGUCGCAAACAAUAAAAGACCACAGAUUAAAUUCCCCUAAAAGAAGCCACUUAUGGCGGUGGUUUUUAGAAGAAGUCUCGUCAUGUUUCUUCUUCUGUGCCGAUCAGGAAGCCGGAAGCCCCGUGGCAAAGCCUGUGAAGGUGAGAUUGCAUGUUGGGAAUGGCCACUACUGAUGGAAGAAACCAAGGCAAACCAAAGGCUGAAGUGCGCGGCAUAAUUUGCCUCCUUCAAAUAGUAGCUCCCUCCCUCGUUCGUUCAGCUGCUCAAUCUUGAACAAAUUAAAGUCCAACCGGCAGUUUGAUUAACAAAAGUGUAACAAUAACGACAAAAAAUCCAACAGAAGUUUUACGUAAUUAUCGCUCUUCUUGAAAACAGAAAAAAAAAUAUUUAAAAAAUGUACAUGAUUUUACAGAUUUAUCCCUAUUUAAGGAUCUAUUAUGUGAUAUGUAAAGCAUUAAAGUGAUGAAGAGAGUUUGAGUAAACUCAAGGAACAUCAUUUAUAUUAUUUGUAAAUAUAAUCUUAAGGUCUAAUGUGUGAGAUUACAGACUCCCCUUUCUUGUGAAUAUGUGUUCGGAGAUUAGAAGAAAAUGGACAUAAUAUAAUUCUCAAUCAAUUGCAUGUACAGUGAACGAUAACUCUUCCUAUCUAGGUGUGCCAUAAGGUCAUUACUUCUUAGCUAUGGAAUAGAUAUUCCGCCUUUGCAAGGUCGGAUGAACUGAGCGAAGCUGCGCUAGUCAUGACUGCAAGUUGAAAGCAGAGCAGAAACCACGUUAUCACUAAUGGAAAUCUUGACCAAGGGGAAACAGUACAGGAAAACGUGUGAUUUCACUUCAGUAAUAAUAAUUAUAAUAAUAAUAAUAUUAAUAAUAAUAAUAAUAUUCAGAAUGAUUGAUCGUUGCUGAUAAUUAACCCGAACAUUUUUUAGUGGUAACUUUGUCCAAGUGGCGGCUCAAGUGUUUCAGAAAAGCCAGUUUCUUUGAUGAAAAUAAAAAGAACAUGAACAUGCUCUCAAAAAUGGCUUGUUUGUGUUUGUCCCAUACGUAAAUAAAUAAAAUACAAAAAAUGUAGUUCGAAAGACAGAAAAUAUAAGGGUUAUAGUACCAGCCAGGUUGAUUAUGUAUAUAUUGUGCACUAUGGCUUUCACCAACCUGGUCUGGUUUCCCCGUUUUCUAUACACCCCUAGUCGCAGCUCACACUUAUUUAAACUAUUUCAACGGAAAUUUGUUUAUUAAUCUCUAUUCCUCGUCUCUUGUGCUUUUUUUCAUCUAGCAGAAAAAAAAGGAAGCUUAAAAGUUAUGAAUGGGCUUAUCUUCGCUUCGAGAAGAGAUCUUGUAACAUCAUUUCAGUGUCAGCAAUAAGACCAGCAACCAACUGCAAGAGAAGAGGGUGUAGAAAUUCUUAACAAAUUGUGUUGAUAUGGGGUAUAUGUGAUACUUGCAGACAGGCGCAUAGAAAUAUUUGAAUGAGAGGCUGAGACAUUAUCCCACGGCAGGAAAUAGAUUCUUGUCACAUUUAGAAAAAAUAAAAAAAGAAAAAAAAAGUAUGCUAUGACCUCAACGAAAGGGACGAAAUUGAGAAUGGUGUUAAAUGUAAGCAUUUUGUAAUCUGAUUCUGUUCUUCUGCAAAUCAUCCCUUCUCAUGGUGUUUACAUCUCGUAGGCAGAAAAAUAAAACUGAUGAAGAGCCACGUAAAUAAAAGCGCACAGGAGAAAGCCAAGGUGAACUCUCCUCGUUUGGUUUUUUUAGUGCUGUGGAAUAAUGCUCAGCGGUGUGCGUGCGUGCGUACAUGAGUGUGCGGUUGAAUCGUUAUGACUGUUUUUCUCACAUCCUUGUUGUUUAUUUACUGUAUGUACAAAGUUUAAAUGUUAUCAUCAUUGACAUUAAAUGAUUAUAAUGAUUAUUGUAACUGUUUUCAUAAUUUUGUUUGGUUUUGUUUAGUUGUAAAAUGUACUUGGCAGUCUUCUAUUCAAGAAUCUUGAUUUCUUCUUCUCUUCAAGAACGUUUUCCGUUUUGAAUGAUUAUUAACUGUCGACGAGUUCACUGGUGUUGUUAAACAAUCAUCUUGAUGUUAUUCCUUUUCAAAUAAUAAUAACAAUUAUCAUGAUACUAUUAACAGUAAUGAUAAAGAUAACGAUCAGAGAGAACUACAAACAGAAAUGAAGGGGUGCCAAUAUGUGAAGGCUCUAGGAAGGCGCUGAACAAGUCAGGAAGAGAGAGCUCUACGGAAAGAGACCAUCACCAGUCUCUAUCCAGAACGACUACAGCUCAUUUUUGAGUUGCACGUUGCAUAGAUUCAGGAUCUUACAUAUCCAUGGGGUAUUUUUUUUUUCUUACCAUAAUCGGCAAUAUUUUUUCUUUCACUUUCCUCAAAUGAAGGACUGACGAGUAUUAAAAGAACAAUUGCAGUAUGUAGGUUCGAGACCAGAUUUUGUUUUGUACCCCCUAGAAACAAAGAGAGCAUUUACCGGUUAAACGGGAGCUUUAGAUAAUUGCGUAUUGGCGUCUAAUAUUGAUGAGUCAGUGCGAUGUUUCAGUGCAAGAAUGACUGGUGUUUUGGAAUGAACCUUUUAGUAUGGUUAUCAUUAUUCCUUUAUAAUCUUUCAGUCAAUUUCACCAUUACUGCAGUUGUGUGCCGGCCGGUGGCUAACAAGUGGUUCUGGUAAAUGGUCAAAAAGCGAGAAGAAAAAAAAAAGGUAGAUUUUUGUAAAUUGUUAGCGUAAAUGCUUCAGCGCCACUAAUAACAGAUAAAUUGAAUUUUACGUUUCGUCCAUUUAGUUUACAGGGCCCCCAAACCUUGUAUGCAAAUUACUCUUGAGAGGGAGAGAGCGAGAGCGAGAGAGAGAGAGAGAGAGAGAAAGCGCGAACGCGAGAGCGAAACUUCAGCUCGUUUGUUCACCAGCGUGCACCGUGAACAGUCAUUCAUCAUCAUAAACAUGGUACAACAUUAUAAAUAGAAUGGUUCUCUUAUUCACAUUCACGAGAAAAGUGACUAGAGAUUAUCUGGAAAUUGUCAUUCUCAUGUAUACGGUCAUUAGUUUAUACACGAUUUGAAUCCAUGUGAAUCCCAACGCGAUUUCGAUGCGACCCGCCCAAGGAAGGUAAGGCCCUCGAGGUCGAAAUAUCCCAUGGUGACCUUUUUGUUGUGAGACGUGGCGUUUCGACCUUGGCAUGCGUUCCACAGGCGAGGUUCAUUUCCAUUCCGUUGGCAUCAUCACAUGCCGUGAUCAUUUCUUCUGUUCUGACUUUCCUUUUCGUUCAUAUUUAUUGAGAUUGUAUGUAGUGAAGUUUUAGUGCUAAGCUAUAAGAUACCCAUUCUGUGUAUUAGCCAACGCAUCAUAGACAUCGGAGAUCGACGGAUUUUUCUUUUCUUUUGUUCGUUGAGACUAAAGUUUGUGCUUCUAAUGAAGGUAUUUGAUGUUGUGAAACAAUCCGAAAUAGUACAUUAUAUAUUGGGACAAAAGGUCAUAUUCAAAUUUGAUGAUUUCUUAUAACUUAGCACUGUGGAUUACCCGUUCCCGCCCCAGAUCUUUGUUAUGGACUAUUAUAUUACAUGUGCUCAAAUAUUCCUUAAACUCCAUUUUUUUCUCAUUACACUCUUUUAUACACGGUGAGAAAAUAUUAUCGAAAUAUUUUGAUAGACCUUGGAGAAAUCGUCGCCCAGUUUCCCUCAUUGCUCUGUGCGGAGGCCUAUGUAAUCAUAGUAACGACUCUUCAACACUCCUGUCAGACUUCAAACAUGAUUGGAUUCACCCGUCGCGUCUUUUGAGUUCAGAAUUUCUUUGCAAGAUAAAUGGCUGCCAUUAGGACCUGCCACCAAAAUCACGAAUAAGUCAAUAUUUUCUCUUCCUGUUCAUUUCGAGUAAGAGUGAUCAGUGUUUUCUCUUGAGAGUACCGAGUUUUAACGAAACUCCUUCACGAUGAGUUGUAGUGGAAAUUUACCAAUGGGCAUUCGUACCGAGAGAGAAGCUGUAACAUUGCUCGUUUAAGAAUUAGGCGUUUCUAUCCUCUAGAUUUUGUUCCAAAUUCCUUUUCUUACUUUGGAUGUACAUUCCCACUUCUUUUUAUUUGUCCUCUCUCCCUUUCAUGCUAAUUGGUGUUUUAAAUGAGAUCGUAACAAUAAAUUAUAGUAAAAAAUUCCUUAUGAGAAAAUAAAAUCACUGUGGUCUUUGUUUAUUUUAGGCCUAAAACACUCUCCAAGCGGCUAUUGUACAUCGGACCUGGACUAUUGUAAAACAUUUCAGAAAUGAACAAGAACGAAUAAAUUGUGCAAAAAAUCAGAUGUAUCAAACCAUUUGUUCUCUACUUAUUGAUGUCCUACUGCGCUAGGCGCCAACUAGUACAUGAACUAACUUUGCUAGGAACUCACUGGUAGAGAUCCCGGUCUGUACUAAGUGAUCACCUGAGCUACAACAUGGAGGCUGUAACUAGUGCUCGUCCUGUUUUUUAAUGACUUUUUAAUUUAUUUAACUGUAGCUCGUUCACACUCACGUCACAUGGAUAUUAGCGAUCUGGUCCGGCCAAGCAACAAGAACAACUCUUCUCUUCCCUUUCCGCCGAAGACAGAAUCGCAGGACUCGAAUGCUAGUUCCGUCCUUCGUAGCCAGGUGCAUUUAGUACAUGUGAGAGAGACUGUACUAGAAAGGGUUACUGGCGGUAGUGCUUUAAGCAUUCUCGCGUCCCAGUGGCACGGCCCCUCUGCAUGGUAACUUUGGUAGCCCAGUGCGGCACAUUAUUCACCGUUGUGCGGUCGCUCCGUUGGUUCGCGCUCCGUGAUCACACUUUGGCUUCGUUCCUAACAAAAAUAUCACAGGAAUCGUGACAGUUUCAUCACCAACAAGUUUUUGUUACAAAAUCCUUAUUGGUAUUUACGUUGAUCUCGGAGAGAACCAACGGAGCAGCCCCACCACCUUGAAUACUUACUGCACAGGAAUACUCGUUGUUAGCAUCGGGGGAAUAACUGUGGGAAAUGUUUAAAACUACUGAGGCGAGUUGCCAGUGCAGGCCGCAGGCUAGUCCCUUCUUGAAAACCCUCCUUAAACUAAACCCCACUUUUUCUCCCUACCUUCUUCCCCCUCCCCCUUCCCUACCCCUACUCUUGUUACCAAAGUUAUCGUCUAGAAUUGCACUUUUCUUAAAGUGAAUAUAUUUUGUACAAAGGAAUCAUAA
Molecule: messenger RNA, 7248 nt
Organism: Macrobrachium nipponense
Lineage: Eukaryota; Metazoa; Arthropoda; Malacostraca; Decapoda; Palaemonidae
Product: LIM/homeobox protein Lhx9-like
Exons: 6
Coding region: 584-1471 (295 amino acids)
Biological process (GO): positive regulation of transcription by RNA polymerase II
Cellular component (GO): nucleus
Molecular function (GO): DNA-binding transcription factor binding; transcription coactivator activity
Source: RefSeq, a predicted model, not a curated record